ACAGGCAAAGAAGAAGCUGAGACAACAAUAGACUAAAACAGAAUAUGAGAGUAUUAUUCUCCAUCGAAUCAGAACUGAAGCACCUACCUUUAUCUUCUUUGUUCUAUGUAUGUUUUUAGCUUCAACUAUGCUUCAUCUUAUAAUUUAUAAAUAGCCUCUGUCAUCGCCCACACGAAUCACCAUGCUGUAACCACUUCAAUUUCUCAGAAAAUGAUGAAUCCUGAUGUGAAAGGUUCAGAUGUGCCCCAUAUUCAGAUUACAAUAACAGCUGAUCAGAACCAUUACCAAAAUUUAAACAGAAAAAUAACGGCAGAUGAAUUUAUGAAGCGUACAGAAUAUGAGGGUUCUUAUGAACUGUACUGGAAUGCACGUAUGGAUAAGUGGUCAGAAGCGCAUGACAUUGUUAAAAAGGAUCCAAAUAGCGUACGCAUUCCAUUGACUGCAAGAGACGACACAGUUCUUCAUGUAGCAGCAGGUGCAGGGAGCUAUACUUUUGUUGAAGAGUUGGCUAAGCUUAUGAAUCCAGAAGAUGUGCUAAGACCAAACUCAGAUCAGAUGCUUCCGGUUCACUUGGCUGCUUUAUCUUCCCAUCACAGAAUAGUUCAACUUCUAUGCUCCCACCAUCUGCUCGACAAAAUGACUUACAAGGAUAUUGAAAAACUGUUUUUUAUGACCAUCAGCAACAACAUGUUUGGUGUGUCAAUGGAAUUGUUUCGACAACGUCCAACUGAACUCGCCAUUGCAAGAGAUGAAGAGAAGCUAACAGCUUUGCAUAUGCUGGCGCGGAAGCCUUCAGAAAUUCUGUUGGAAGACAAUGAUAAAGAAGGAUCAACACCAAAGGGUCUGGCAUUGUUCAUGCUGUUAUGGGUGAAUGUUAGCUUAUUGGAAAAAGAAAAGGUUAUGGUGUUGAUUAAUGAACCCUCAGCGGUGCUGCUUGAUGCAAUAAAAUCAGGAAACAUUGACGCUACGGGAUGGCUUAUUACUCAGAAUCUUAAACUAUUCAUGACUAUAAAGGAUCCCAGUAAUGGACGGAACCUACUGCACUUGCUAGUUCAAUAUCGACAUCCUGAUAAAUCUAUCAAACGUGUACAUGGUAAAAAAGAGCAUUUACUAUUUGCAGUAGACAAUGAUGGAAACAACGUUCUACACUUGGCUGCUCAUCUGCCACUUCAAUUCCAAUCAUUCUCCGGUUUAAGAGCAAGCAAGCAAAUGCUGAAUGAGGUCCAAUGGUUCAAGAGUAUGGAGAGGAGCUUUCCUUCCGAACUAAGCAGAAUGAGAAACAAUAAGGGGAAGAGACCAGUUGAUGUAUUUUAUGAUGAACACAAACAAUUAUCUGAAGAGAUAAAAGGUGCAGCCAAAGUAACAGCCAAGUCUGGGAUGCUUGUGGCUACACUUGAUGCUACAGUAGCAUUUGCAGCUGUUCUCACGGUUCCCGGCGGUGACAAGAACAAGAACAGUGAUUGGUUCAUUGUCUUCAUCUUAACAAAUACAGUCGCAUUGUUCACUUCUUCUGCGUCUAUAUUAUCUUUCUUGUCAAAUUUCACUUCCUCAAGAUUCUCAGAAAGUGAAUUUGUCACCUUACAUCCUGGAUUGAUUUUCGGACCUCCAUUACUAAUCAUCUCGGUUGGUGCUAUGGUUUUGGCUUUUACUGCAGCUUCCUUUCUCAUAUUUGACAUCAAAACCAAGUGGGUUUCUUAUGUAGUGGCUUUAAUGUGGGUCUUUCCAUUAUUUUUUUAUCUUCUCUUCCAAUUUAGCAUCUUCGACUUCAUCUUGCUUAGACGCUAUGGUAUGUCUAAACUUGAGUAACCCGUUACUUGCACACUUACAUUAGGAUAUCAUUAAGUGUUUUAUCAUAGUUUUGUC
Molecule: messenger RNA, 1863 nt
Organism: Vigna unguiculata (cowpea)
Lineage: Eukaryota; Viridiplantae; Streptophyta; Magnoliopsida; Fabales; Fabaceae
Cellular component (GO): membrane
Molecular function (GO): protein binding
Source: RefSeq, a predicted model, not a curated record